This is a messenger RNA of Monascus purpureus, 1255 nucleotides long. NCBI's taxonomy places the organism in Eukaryota, Fungi, Ascomycota, Eurotiomycetes, Eurotiales, Aspergillaceae. The record is from the annotation of a GenBank genome assembly.
CAUCGCCCUUGCUCCUCGCCUUCUCCCUCUUCCCUUCCUUCAUCUAUCUCAUCACUCCUAAUCCCUACGUUUACUCAUUUCAUCUCUUGCCAUCCGCUAAAUUUUUCCUCUCACAACUAGCUCCCCGUCUCUUCUGAAUUUCAACGCUAGCGACCAUGCAGAUCUUCGUCAAGACCCUGACUGGCAAGACCAUCACUCUGGAGGUUGAGUCCUCUGACACAAUCGACAACGUUAAGACAAAGAUUCAAGACAAGGAAGGCAUUCCUCCCGAUCAGCAGCGUUUGAUCUUUGCUGGCAAGCAGCUGGAGGACGGUCGUACCCUCUCCGACUACAACAUCCAGAAGGAAUCUACUCUCCACUUGGUUCUCCGUCUGCGUGGCGGUAUGCAGAUUUUCGUCAAGACCCUCACUGGCAAGACUAUCACCCUUGAGGUUGAGUCUAGCGACACCAUCGACAAUGUCAAGACAAAGAUCCAGGAUAAAGAGGGUAUUCCUCCGGACCAGCAGCGUUUGAUCUUCGCUGGUAAACAGCUUGAAGACGGCCGCACUCUGUCCGACUACAACAUUCAGAAGGAGUCCACCCUUCAUCUCGUCUUGCGUCUCCGUGGUGGUAUGCAGAUCUUCGUUAAGACCCUUACUGGAAAGACUAUCACACUCGAAGUCGAAUCCUCCGACACCAUCGACAAUGUGAAGACGAAGAUUCAGGACAAGGAGGGAAUCCCCCCUGACCAGCAACGCCUUAUCUUCGCUGGAAAGCAGCUUGAGGAUGGCCGUACCCUGUCUGACUACAACAUCCAAAAGGAAUCUACCCUUCACCUUGUUCUCCGACUUCGUGGUGGAAUGCAGAUCUUCGUGAAGACCCUUACGGGAAAGACUAUCACACUCGAGGUAGAAUCUUCUGAUACUAUUGAUAACGUGAAGACGAAGAUCCAGGACAAGGAAGGAAUUCCUCCAGACCAGCAGCGUCUCAUUUUUGCGGGAAAGCAACUUGAGGAUGGUCGUACUCUGUCUGACUACAACAUCCAGAAAGAGAGCACCCUUCAUCUCGUCCUUCGGCUCCGUGGUGGAAACUAAUGACUUUCUAUUUCGAUGAUUUCCUUGCGAUUAUGAUAUCCGUCGAAGGUUUCAAUGACCUGCAUGGCGUUUGGAUGGUAUGAAUGGCUUUUCUUUACUCGGGUGGCCUGGGCAUAUUCUUAGCACCUUGGUUCAUAGUUCUUCAAUCUUCUACAAUGAAAUGAACCAAUUAUCUCUGGUAC